This is a messenger RNA of Ostrinia furnacalis (Asian corn borer), 3658 nucleotides long. RefSeq names its product Ki-ras-induced actin-interacting protein-IP3R-interacting domain olf186-M (gene olf186-M). The record is from RefSeq and is a predicted model, not a curated record. NCBI's taxonomy places the organism in Eukaryota, Metazoa, Arthropoda, Insecta, Lepidoptera, Crambidae. Bases 243 to 995 code for a protein of 250 amino acids. Gene Ontology annotation, molecular function: signaling receptor binding. The transcript is spliced from 6 exons.
UUUUAAUCUAACUCGUACGUGAAAAUUAAAUAAAUACUUAGAUUCAAAGAGUAAAUAAUAGUGAAAACGAUCAAAAUAUAAUUAACACUGUGGGCCAGUUUAGUUAAUCAAAAUAAUUGACGUCGAUUUCUCGUGAUAGAACAGUACUCAUCAAAAAUAAAUGCAGAGGUACUUUUAACGAAUCUGUAUCUACAAUAUUAGAGAGGAAAGUACGUGGUUGGCUCAGCGGAGUUAUAGACGACAUGCGGCGCAGUAGUCCUGUGCAGCAGUGGCUAGACUCGCUCCCUGCUGAAACCGUUCUUGACAACAGCAAGUUGGAUGAAGAAACCAAAACUCUUGACAUAAAGUCUGAUGAGAGCAAACCCGAAGAAUCUGUUACUGAAAACACAGUUUUGGAAUUCAAUGGUGAAGAUAGCACCCUUGUGGAUAAACAAGAAAAACCACAAGACGACAAUAAUUUAGAAGUUCCAAGCUCAAAAGACAUAAACAAGAGAAAAUCUUUAGAGAGUGGCUUAUUGAGUGGCAGAUGUGGGACGGUUAAGAAGUUGCAGAGAGAUUACUCUGUGCAAUCGGAAGGUUGUUCACCUAGAUUAAAAAAUCCUUUGUUUAGAGAUCAUUCCCUUCAGUCUGAUGCAAGCGGAUCGAGUGGCAGCUCAGUUUUGAAUGUUUUGGGCGCAAGGAAAGUGGAUGCUGAGUCAGUAUUGAUAGCACUAGGCUUUGGUCCAAGUGAGAAGCAGCAAAAAUUGCAAAGAAUUCCAGAUAGAUUUCUAGUACCAUCUAAGUUAAAAGGCAUCAGUACAGAAGAAUUCAUAAAAAAUGAACAACAUUCAAUGCGGAUGCAUGACUGUGGUGUUUUUGGUUACAGAGGAUUGACAGAGCACUGCACUCCAGUUUGCCGUUUUAUGAAACCUGUAUCAGCUUGUCACAGGUCAUACCAGGUUCCAGAGAUUGCGGUGCAGGAAUCCUCAUGUUCCACCGUCGACAAUUGUAGCUAAGAUAAUGGAGCGGAUACUCCAAGACGACGUGUGCCGCGAGGAGGCGCUCACGAAGGCGCGCCACUCAAUCGGGGAUAUGCGCCUGCCGCCCGCUGCCUACGGCUUCCUAGCGUCCCGGUUCCGAAACAAUUGAACACCAGUAAGUUUAUAUUUGAGUGAUCGCUUAAUGCUGCAAUAACGCUGGUCUACUUCUUAGGGCCCUCGCCCACGGCGACUUUUUCGACAGCAUCGCUACUAACGCGCGUUAGUCGCAUUUGCAACGCACUACAGAAGUGAUGCCAACGUGCUAUAGCAGCGCGACUGCAUCGCUACAAAAAGUCGCCGUGGGUGAGGGUCCUUAGACAGCGAUGGAUGGCGGAGUCUUGUUUAGCGCGGAGCGUGUAUUAAACAAUAAAUUAAAAAUUUUGUUAGGAACACAUUUUUUGGCAUGAUAGAAUUAUGGUGACUUUUCCGAGCGCCGUUGUGAUUUAGUAAAAAUUACUCUGUUCAUUUUAAUUUUACCACAAUUUUAAAGGCCACUGAUUGUUGUUUGAAAGAGAUCACGAAGCUACGUGGCGAGUUGCUUCUUGAUAGUUAUGCAUUUCAUUUAAAAUCAAGUUGUCCUGAAAAGAAAAUAAAGAAUACACACAGUGUUAGAAGUAUACACUGUCAUACUUAUCAAAACUGAAAUUAUUAGUAACAUUUUCCAAUAUCGAACUCCAACUAUGAAAAUUAGAUUAACUCGCCAACAACUUAAGCGGACUUUUGUACUUUCUGAUUUUAUGGUUUAUCUAGCUAGGGUACUUGAUGUGAAGCACAUGUUCGGCAAACGCGUUAGCGGUAGCGCUCAUGAAAUAAACGAAAUGAGGUAAUAAUAGUCCAUCGGUAUCGGACUUCCGAUUCGCGAUUUCGUCAUCUCCGUCGACCGCAGGAUUAUUUUUGUAUAAGUUCUUGCAACUCACGAAGGCGAGUGAGUUUUACUUCUGUGUGUACGUGUACAUGCACAACUAUAGUGGAAUCAAAACUUUUGAAAAACGAACAGUAGCGAGCCACUACACAUGUAAAGCUCACUCGCCUUCGUGAUUUGCAACAACUAUAAAUAAACCCAUUCCCGACCCAAGAAAAUAUUUAUCUCAUUUGGAGCGGUUAACAGGAAUGUGACUUGUUACGAAAGUAAUAUAUCAGACACCUGUGACAAAUAAUAUUCCACUGCCGAUUUAUAUUAUCCGGGAUAAGGCAAAUAGGUUAUCGGGGUAGGUUUAUAAACUAUACAGCAGUGAUUUAUUAAUAUGCUUAAAUGAAUUAUUUAUUACAUAGUUUUAUAUCCCAUUUAUAAAUAAUAUAGACCAUGUUUAUACUUGUAGAGUACGAAAUUAUUUACAAUAGUAAUAUAGGUACACAUGUAAUAUCAUAAUACCGUAUAAAAGCUAAAUGAAAUAAAAAUAAAAGACAACUAUUACGAGUAGAGAUUUAAAGUCAAAUCUAUAUGUACCAGUUUCUUAUUCUUAAGUCUAUCUGUAGUGAGAAUUAUAAUAUUUAUAUAUUUUUAUCUUUAUGUGAUUAUAUCACACUAAGUGAUGGUGAUGGACGAUGAUGAUGAAUAAUAGAUUAUUAUUAAGCAAGGCGCGAACACACCGCGUGUAUAUUCAUAGAAAUAUAAAAAUAAUAAUGAUAAAUUUGUCAGUAUGAGUAUGGAUUAAAUGGUAUGGUAUGAGUAAUCGCUUAAGAAAAACAAAAUGAAACUAUUGUCGUGAAUAUUCUAAACUUGUAUUUUUACUACUACGAUGUUUCUAAAACAUUACUACAAAUUAAUAUCAACUUUGGAUCUGAUACUGAAUCUUACAGGCUUAGUCUGUUUAGGUUUUAACUAUUUAUUGAAUUUAAUCCUUGAGAGCUUACAGUAGAUUCACUAGACAUUUUUCUAUAAAACCUGACUGAUGAGAAAAUGUAAUAUGUAUCAGCGUACUUAUCAUGGAAUGUAUCUAGGUCAAAUACUUAUAUUUUUACAUUUGAAUAAAUUAAAUUCUUAAUAUUGGUGUCAAACUUGCCUCUAAGUUACAUUAAACUCUUAGAUUUUUAAGUGCUUAUAUCUAAUGAAAACGGACGUAGUACAAAAUUAAAUGUCUACUUACAUUUUAAAUAUAGGUCUUGAAAUACUUAAAAACAUUCUUCCUUGAGUAGUAUGUAAGUAGUAUUAAAUCUCUGAUAAAACUAUUUAGGCGACGAGUUAUAGAAAAAAAUUAAGAAAUAAUUUAAUUAGUAGCAUUAGUUUUUCAGUAAACUAAUAAAAGAUGUAGGUAUUUUGUGUUCGGUUUCUGAAUCUUUCUGCUAAUGGGUUUUAAUCGCUUUGCACCAGUUGUUACUCUUAUUUAUUAAAAAAUGAUCAUAAUAAAGAGCACAAUUUAUUGUAAUGAUCAAUUUAUACUGUUAUGUGAUGUCUUUGUUAUAUUAUAUGCCACUUACAAUUUUAUUAGAAUAGAUGUAGAACUAUAAGAUUUAAUGUUUAACGCGUGAAUGUAGAGAAGGGAUGGCUACAGAAAAUAUCAUUUGACACGUGCCUUAUUGAACUAGGUACAUAAAACUAGAAUAAAUUGCAUGUUUUGUUUUGGUUUAAAGUGAUUAUUCGCUAUGAAAUGUGUCCCUAAUUAUAAUAAUAAUGUAUAACAGCUUGGCUACGUUUUUAC